Molecule: messenger RNA, 855 nt
Organism: Macrosiphum euphorbiae (potato aphid)
Lineage: Eukaryota; Metazoa; Arthropoda; Insecta; Hemiptera; Aphididae
Source: the annotation of a GenBank genome assembly
AUGUCCGAAUUAUUAACUAAAUUUGAAAAUGUGUCAAAAGAAAGUAUUACACAGAAACUUACUGAAAUGAACUGUAGUGGAUACCAGAAGACAAUCAUUGAAGAAAUAGUUUCAGCCGCAAAGAUCAGCAAUCCAAAAGGUCGGGUGGACGAGUGGAUAAUGCUUUGUAUGUUGUUGCAUAUCAGGACUCCAAGUGGCUAUAAUUUUUGUAAAAAAAAUAACAUACUGCCACUUCCCAGUGUUAGCUCUCUAAGAUGGUAUCUAGCCAUGAUAGAUACAGCUUGUGGUUUUGAUAAAAACUUUUUUGCAUUAUUUAAAAAACACCUGGAACGCAAAACUACAAUGCAAAAACACGGAAUUAUUUUAGUGGAUGAAAUUUCAGUUCGAGAAGCACUUACAGUUUGUUCAAAAACUCUGACAUAUAAGGGUCUUGUUGAUUAUGGUGAAGAGUACAAGGCAACUGAUAUCAACGAAAAAGCCACAAGUGAACUUGUUUUUAUGUUCCAGCCACUUGCUGAUACAUAUUGUCAACCAGUGGCUGUUUUUGCCGCAAAAGGAUCAGUAAUUGGCACUGAAUUGGCAAAACUUGUAAUAAAAUGUAUCAUCCUUUUAGAACAAGCAGGUGCAAUCGUCCACGGUAUUGUGUCUGAUGGUGCUCAGACUAACAGGAAAAUGUGGUCGGAGCUAGGAGUUAGUGGAGAAAUAAAUUCUUUAAAAAAUUGGUUUCCUCAUCCACUUGUUGAUGAUAGGAAAAUAUAUGUAUUCUCUGAUACACCUCAUCUAUUCAAAAAUGUGAGAAACAAAUUAUACAAUGACAAAGUAUUAAAAGUAAGUUCAAUAUAUGUUGAGGUCUAG